This is a messenger RNA of Conger conger (European conger), 1838 nucleotides long. RefSeq names its product family with sequence similarity 89 member B (gene fam89b). Lineage: Eukaryota; Metazoa; Chordata; Actinopteri; Anguilliformes; Congridae. The transcript is spliced from 3 exons. The record is from RefSeq and is a predicted model, not a curated record. Bases 328 to 858 code for a protein of 176 amino acids.
CUGGCGUGAGUAGGGGUUGGGCGGGGAGAGAGUGAGAGGGGCGAGGUUGGGAACACAGACAAAGGAAAAACCGCUGCGGGGAACCGUGGAAGAUUGAGAGAAAACAAGACUUUCGGUCUGGCUCCAACGAACUGUCUAGCAGCUCACGAGAAGCGGAAAACAUGAAAACGACAACUCGAUGUUCAUGAGAACGACGGAUUUUUCGCGUAUUAUUGUCGAUAAAGGAAGUGUUGACAUGGUCGGUGCUUUGCGGCUGUUUAAAACGGAUUAACAAAAAGGACAGCAUAGUGCUACUUGAAGGUCAGUUCUUAAGAUUAACGAGGAAAAAUGAACGGGUUCCAGUCUAGCCCUCCAGAGUGUCCCGUUGGGAGCGUCUGCUCCAUCGAAGGUCUGCCCCCACUUCCAAAAGGCCUCAGCGGCAUUCUGAACUCCAGCGGCGGUUCGUGGAGGGACAUCGAGAAGGUUUACAGCAAGAAGACGCGCAUCCAAGCAGACCUCAGCAAAUCCAGAGUUAGUGAUUCUAUGGGCCGUAGCAAGCCCGCCAGCCUGGACGGAGCGCUGGCCAUGCUCCGUAAGGAGAUGGUGGGGCUAAGACAGUUGGACAUGUCCUUGCUGUGUCAGCUGUGGUCGCUGUACGAGUCCAUCCAGGAGUACAAAGGAGUGUUUCAGGACAUGUCCUCCUCGCUCAUGUCCGAGAGCUCCUUCGCCGCCGAGAACGGCUUCUCAGAGGAGGAAGAGGAGGACGAGGACGAAGUUGUGGAGGAAGAAACGCAGGGCGCCCCCGCCAUCACUCUGUCACUGCCACAGCCUGCACAGAACUCUCGGGACCAGUGGAUCAAGGAGUCCUUCCACUUAUAGAUAUACCUUUUCGUUUUUCUAUAACCUCUUCUACUCACCCAUCCCCGUAGAGACCACUGCAUUUGUUUUCCGCACAUCUCCUCAUUGCAGCGCUACUCAACUCCACGCCCUGCACUAUGCUGCCCGCAGUGUCUGCAGAAGUUUGCUUCAACCGUGUGCUACACCAGCUGAUUUAUCUCAUUUGCUUAUUUGAACCGAGCAGGUAAAAUUAUUACUGAAAUCAGGCAGUGUAGCGCACGGUAGGAGCAAAUACCUGCAGACACUGUGACUCACAGGCCCACUGCCUUAUAGACUGCUGAAUUCUUCCCACACAUCGCCUUAUGGAAUGGAACACUACAUUCCCUUAUGGGACAGGCCCUUGUAGAGCUAUGCGUUUGCGCUCAUGGAGUGCCCCAUUCCUCACCCAAGCUUUCAGGAGCCAGCAGAAAUGAAUCAAAUCUGAGUGGUGUUCCCAGCUGGUGGUAGGGUGGCCCUGAACUCAUGAUUGAGCACUUAAGCCUGCUGCCACUACUGGUCAACGAACAGCUUUUUAUACAGGUAUACUACUAUCUUUUAUACAUAUUGUUGAAGAAGUUUGGUAUAAAAAAAAAAAAUGGUUGAAUGUGGGAAGGGAAGUAUUUUCAGACUCUAAAGGCUCUUGGCUUAUUUCUCCACUACAGUUAUAACUUUAGAAGUAGUUGUAUGGCUGUAGAGUCGAAACAACACAUUUUCUUCCGGUUUGUAUUGAUACAUUUUAAAUUCCUCCAGGGGUAUCCCACUUUUUUACUUGGUCAAUUUUAUUAUGAUUGUAAAAGUAAUCUUUUCUGAUCGGUGAGGAUGGAGGGCAUGUUGAUGCUUUUAGUGUUCUUAUUCUUCAAUCAAUACUGUAUUCUAUGAAAUAUUUAACUUGUUUAUACUUUUCUGUUUUUUCUAUGCUCGGAAGAUUGAAUGUAGUAAUUGACUCAUUGAAGUUGUGUGAAUAAAAUUACUUGUAAUAUUCA